Malassezia sympodialis ATCC 42132 is the source of this 1713-nucleotide messenger RNA. RefSeq lists its product as uncharacterized. The coding region runs from base 1 to 1713 and encodes 570 amino acids. The record is from RefSeq and is a predicted model, not a curated record. Gene Ontology annotation, biological process: ubiquitin-dependent endocytosis. The transcript has 6 exons. Gene Ontology annotation, molecular function: ubiquitin protein ligase binding; protein-macromolecule adaptor activity. Gene Ontology annotation, cellular component: cytosol; plasma membrane; cytoplasm. Lineage: Eukaryota; Fungi; Basidiomycota; Malasseziomycetes; Malasseziales; Malasseziaceae.
AUGUCCGGACUAGGUAUCGACUUUGAUCCGCCCUUGGAUGCUUCUGUAUCGAAAGACACAGAGAAUGUAGUCCCCAAAGGCAUCACUCUCAAGUCAUCACGCCGCCGCGCACAUGUGCGUGGUCGAAGUCACCAUGGCAAAGGGGACAGCACGAACAAGGCUCAUGCCCACUUGCAAAUUCCUUCGAUGCCUUUGCGCGAAAACCAAUCAAUUGCUAAUGCUGGCUUGCAGACAUCGCCCGUGUAUACGAUGAAACAUCCUCUGCCGGCAAAACCUAUUGUGGAUUGGUCGGUUAUGCAGGACGUUCAGCCUGUACCUGCGCGUCUCCGGGUUGAAACGCCUAGUGAUACUUCGACCUCGCCUCAAUCACUGCAUGUUACGAAUCCAGCUCCUAUCAAUAUGGCAGUACCUAUGGCACAAGUCCCUAUCCCUACGCCUUCCUCGACACCCUAUCUGCAUACCACACCGAUGCUUCCUCCAGAGCGUGAUGAGCGCGUCAACAUCGAUAUUUUUUUGGAGAAUGAUCUUUGUGUUGAAAGAAGUACACUUCAUGGAUACAUUAGUAAUGAUGGACCGUCGGAACCGUACGCUGGUGAACAUGUUCUACCAUUCUCCUUACAGGUGCCAAUGGAUAAGGGGGCAAAGGGAAGCUAUCAGAGCAAUUCGGCAGAAGUCGGCUACAUCAUCAUUGCUUCUGUCCGGGUCAAGGCAUUUGGCGAGAAGCAGGGUGGUGUGGCCCAUUGUUUCCAAAAGCUACAACUGUAUCCUUAUUUGAACCCCACGUCUGCGCUUGCAAGUGCAUCACAACCGAUUGUUGCCCGUUCCAACUCUGCCGAAGCGAAUGCCCGAGGCAUUCAGUUGGCGGCUUCUCUACACCGUGAGACUUGGGUGGCUGGUCAGCGCGUGUACUUCGAUGUUAGUGUGCUGAACAAUGGAGAAAACAUGCUUAAUAUGCUGCGUAUCGCACUUGUCCGUGUCGAGAAUUUAUAUCAUAUGCGCAGCGUGAUACCCGCUUCACCACUAGAUCUGAACUCGUCUAGCUCAAUUAUCGUUGAUGAAACGCUUACGGCCGGCAAUACGCACCACUGGUGGACUGGUGCCCCAUCAGGCAUACCUGUUUAUUUUGCGCACUCCUUUCAGCUUCCCGAUAAUAUUAUCUCAAUCGAGCGAAGUCGGCAUGUGGAAGUUCAAUACAUGCUCCGUAUUGGAGUGGGUGCCGAUGCUUCGACCCUGGUGGAAGUGGAUUUGCCAUUGCAAGUGAUCAACUAUGUCUCACUAGAUCCCCCGCCACCUCGUCGCACUUAUAUGAAUGCUGUCGGACUUCUUAGACAUUCGGGUGAUUCUUUGCUUGACCAGCAUCAGAUGAUUGAACGACUGCGGGCGUUGGAUGCCAUGCGCAGUCCCAAAGAAAAGCAGAACUCAUCUAUGUUGUCUCCUGAGAUGGUACAGCCUGUCGCGAUACGAACCACUCAACACAAGCGAUCUCUUGACUUUAUUAAUAGCGCUAUACGAAGCGCAACGGCCCGUCAUACGUCACCCUUUGCCACCAGUGCCGUUCGUGGUCCUGUGGAUUCCGUGGCCGAUACUUCUCUGGCACUAGGAGAUGAGACUGUUGGUGAUGUCGAGCUCGCCUUUGAUAAAGACCAAAGCAAAGCUGAUAACAGUAAUUACGGCUCCUUCUACUCCGACUCGCGAAGUGACCUCUCGGAUUAA